AUGGCUCGACAUAGCACACGCUUUCCUGGGCUCAGACCAGUGCAACAAAAGACACCAAGCAAAAGAGAAAGCGGAGAGCUUGAGCCGAGCUUCAUCGCUUGCACAGAUGGUAGAGCGGAGAAGGACGACGACCUGCUGCAUCUACCUUUGCUCGUUGAUGGAUUGCCACUGAAAGCAUCAAAGAGGGACGGACACAGCAGGCCGGAUGCGAAAUCCGAGAGCUUGGCUGGAACUGGGCUGGGUACGGUGGCAGGCCCAGGGGUGGGGGUGUGGCCAUGGGGGGGCCGCAUCUCUUCCUCCACUUUGCACCGGGACAGGCGCUGGGGCUUUUGGGCCAGGGGUCCUUUCAGGGGUGCAUCGAGACUUUCGGAGCUGAGACCUUGGCCAAGCAGGUCGGCGCCUGGGGUGGGGGGCUCGGGUAGUCACGGGAAAGGCGACACGACGGAGAAAGUCAGACGGGCGAGAUGUUCUCCGAGGGUCUGGCUCGUACUGGGCUCGCUGGUUCUCGUCUUUCUCACCUCGCUCUUCUUUUCCGUCUCGCUCCGGAGCGGCGUCGGCUUCAACUACCUGGAGCCGCCGAGCUGGGAGGAUUCUCGGCGGGUCAAGCUGGUGCCCAGCUAUGUGGGCUCACACAAACUGAGCGCCACUGACUCCCAGCAACAGCAAACCUGCGCCUGCCCUCGCUGCGUUGGAGACCCCGGAGUCUCGGACUGGUUCGAUGACAACUAUGAACCUGAUAUCUCUCCUGUUUGGACCAGAGACAACAUCCAGCUGCCCUCUGAUGUUUACUACUGGUGGGUGAUGUUGCAGCCCCAGUUUAAACCCCAGAACAUCCAGCAGGUGCUGCUUAGGUUGUUCCAGGUUAUUCCUGGACGAUCCCCGUAUGGCUCAUGGGAUCCUGCGCGAUGCCUACGGUGUGCCGUAGUGGGGAAUUCUGGAAACCUGCGUGGGGCUGGAUACGGGGCAAUCAUAGAUGGACACAACUACAUCAUGAGGAUCAACUUGGCCCCCACGGUGGGCUACGAGGAAGAUGCCGGCGGCCACACCACUCACCACUUCAUGUAUCCGGAGAGCGCCAAGAACCUGGCGGCCAACGUCAGCUUUGUCCUGAUUCCGUUUAAAACUCUGGAUCUGGUUUGGAUCACCAGCGCGCUGUCGACGGGCCAGAUCCGAUUCACCUACGCUCCGGUGAAGCAAUUUCUCCGCGUGGAUAAAGACAAGGUCCAAAUCUUCAACCCAGCAUUCUUUAAAUACAUUCACGAUCACUGGACCAGGCAUCAUGGCCGAUACCCAUCUACAGGCAUGCUAGUGCUCUUCUUCGCCCUGCACGUCUGCGAUGAGGUGAAUGUGUUUGGAUUUGGGGCAGAUGGUCGAGGGAACUGGCACCACUACUGGGAGCAGAACCGUUAUGCGGGAGAGUUUCGAAAGACAGGGGUCCACGAUGCAGACUUUGAAGCUCAGAUCAUUCAGCGACUGGCUGAGGCUGGAAAGAUUACCGUUUACCCGGGGAAAUAAGUCCACACCAGCCCAGAGAACGGUCUGGUUUGGCUUUUUAUUUCCCCCAGCCAAUGGCCUUGUCCUUCUCUGCGGAAAGGUCACUGAUGUGUGGCAUCGUAUCAGUUUCAAGCCCCUAGCUAGUAACUACAUGUUCAGAUGCGGACCACUGCUCGAGAUGUGACAACAUAUCGAUCCGAGUGAGGCUCUGCUCACACGGCGAUGGAGAGGGCAGAGCCUCAGGGUUUCACUUCUCAUGAUAAGAGCUGACAUCGAAAGACACUGUCCCCGUUUCGUAGUCACAAGCUUCGACUCGGGAGUGGGAAAAUAGAGUCGUCAAACAGUAACACUGACUGCGACUGAGCUCAGCAUUGCGAGAGCUCAAAAGAGAAUGGUCACAUUCUCUCAUGUUCUCCACUGAUCUAAUCCUCCACCAUUUAUAUAGAAACGGAUUUCCUCGAGGAAGAAACAGCACCAUCAGCAAUCCAGUGGACUAUUGUUCUCCAGCCACGGUUUCCGAUAUCAACAAACUACUGAGCUGUUGACCAACGGAGUGCAUCACCCAAGGCGUGCAGACAAGACGAACAGACACAGAAAUGACUCACUGCACAUUAUCCGGCACCAGUGACAUUUUCCAUUUUUCUUGGUUGUAAGCCAUUAGAGGCACCACCCAGUUUUGCCAGUGCAACAGUUCUUCUGGAAUCCGCUACAAGGAUGACGACUGUCACAUUAACCUUGUUGGAAAAAAGGUUACAGUAGAUGAUUAUGGGGAGUUGAAAGAAUUAUUUCCCCGGAGUCCCGUCACAGCGAAAGUUCUAAGAGGACGUUGUUUUGUUCGCGUGUUUGGACGCAUGCACUCUGGUUUCGGAUCAGACUUUUAAUCAUCCCCAUGUGGUGUGUCAGAGUGUAAUUUAGGAGCUGAAGCACGACAAAGCCAGCGGGAGUAAGCGUCAUUUAGUCCGAGUUCUGCCGCGACUCUCUGCAAACUGUGCUGCAUUUUAUGUUUAAAGGAUUGCAACAACUCCAAAGUGACUUUUGCAUCCCGGUGGAUUUAGCUCAUUCUUGAUUAGUGGGUGGAAGAACAUCGGAAACUACCUGGAUGUAAAAUUGUUUAACAACAGUAAUAGUUCCAUUGACUGAUCAUCACUUCAACCUUUGUGUGUCUCUUGGGGGGGGGAGUACAGUGUCACCACGCGCCUUAGAUAUCACCAUUUACCUGCACUUCCAUUUCUGUGUUGUCAUCUUCUUUUCUGCAGAAUUUCCAUCGUUUCAUUUGCUUAGCUUCAAACUGUUGCUGCGUUCUCAAAUGUUUACUUUAUCGCUCCAUUGGUGAUCCCUGAAACAUUUAGAUUUUGUGAAAACAAAUACAACAUUCAAGAGUGCAUUUGGGGGAAUACAAAGGAUCAACAACAUAUCUGUUCAAUUAAUAAACCUAACCCAAGGAAUAUUUUACAGCAAACAGAAGUUAUGUUCAAAUGAUGACACUUUGUUUUGGCUCUGGAUUUGUAGUUGAGAUAAAGAGCAUAUGACCGGUAGAAAUCACAUAUCGCAGACCUCCAAUUGGUUGGCAACCAGCCUACCCCGCCUCUCGCCUAAAGUCAGAUGGGAAUGUAAUGCGGCUAAGCGGUAGAGGGAAUGGAUGAAUAUACAGAAUCGCAUACACUUAGCACGUCAUUUGGCACACUAUAACAAAAUUAUCUAUAUAUCAACAAUGAACAAAAAAGCAACAUGAAUAUCAUGCCUGAAUUUAAGCAACAUUGGUGGUCAGUGAGAACAAAUAUCAAGCAGUUAAAUGUUAAAAGGUACAAAAAAAAAAAAAAAGGUAGGCUAAAAUUUCAGUCAGCCUCCAUCGGGUACCAAUAUGAACUUCUGUUGCCAAGACAACAUUCUGCCAUCCAAAGCAUCUGUGAGUAAAGUAUAAAAAUAAUUGAGUAACUGUCAAGGCUACAAGGUCCCUUGCCCAAGCAACAUGCAAGCUUCCGUGCCUUUUCCCGCCACUGCCGGACAUAUGUAUCAACCCUUGAUCCACUCGGCCACAACCAUCUGCUUGGCUUUGCAUCUUUUAGCUUUGAGCUGACUGGCACACAUGUGCUGCAGGUCUGCUGGCUGUGCCUUCUGUGCUUUACAAAGUACAUACAUAAACAUAUUCUGCCGUCCUUUGAGGCAUGCUUAAAACCUUACCAACUUUCUUUUUUGUGUAAAGAUGGACACAGGAUGUAGAAGAGGUAGCAGGCAGGUUGUUUGUGAUCCAUUGCUACUUUUUGCGCAUUUAUCAUGUGCCAGGAAUGAUACUUACCUUGCAUUGCAUAUCAUUUACUGUAGUGGUCCACUUCCCAAUCAAUAAGACAGUCAAACAUGAUUGUGAAGGUUUGGGUCCAAACAUUUUUUUUCUCUCCAAGUAAAUUGUUGAGGCAUUUUUUACAACAUCAUCCACAUAAUUUUAUAAACAUCGUUUUACUGUAUUGCCCCAUGUUAUUGAUAUUUGUAUUAAUCAUGUUUCCCAAAAUGCACCUUUCAGCUUGGAAGAUUAUUUACAUCUCAAGCACCAAAAUAACAUUCCAACGAAAAUGUUGUAAAUGGGUCCGUUUUCUUCUCGCCCCAUUGGAAAAGGUCAUGACAGGGUGUUGGUUUCAUAAACUGAAAACAGUAAAUCAUUACUAUUAUUAUUAUUAUUACAAGAUGAAUUACCUUAGUGAUUAUGUGAAAGUUAGACCAAAAAACACUAGUUGAUUGGAUAGAAAUGUACCUCCACAUGGCAAUUAGAUUAUUAGAUCUAAAACUAAAACUAUCUUUGGACUCACGUUUACAAGAUCCAGUAGCUACAUGGCAACGUGGUGGCUCACAUGCCUGACUGAUACAUUUUCUAGAAGAAAAGGCAAUUUAGAAAACACUAAAGCAAACCCAAAGUUCCAUCCUGUUGAGGAUCUGUUUUUUGGCACUGACUGCUUUCAUGUGUCAUCUUUCAUUUGUCUGUGCAUUUACUUGUCACUCCACUUUGUAUCUUAGCUUGUGAAAAUAAAAGCUUCUUGAAAUG
Messenger RNA from Syngnathus acus (greater pipefish), 4528 nucleotides. It is a transcript of the gene st3gal2, whose product is annotated as ST3 beta-galactoside alpha-2,3-sialyltransferase 2. The coding region runs from base 1 to 1515 and encodes 504 amino acids. The transcript has 9 exons. The record is from RefSeq and is a predicted model, not a curated record. Gene Ontology annotation, molecular function: beta-galactoside (CMP) alpha-2,3-sialyltransferase activity. Lineage: Eukaryota; Metazoa; Chordata; Actinopteri; Syngnathiformes; Syngnathidae.